This is a messenger RNA of Quercus robur (English oak), 3693 nucleotides long. Its product is annotated as disease resistance protein RUN1-like. The transcript has 4 exons. The record is from RefSeq and is a predicted model, not a curated record. Gene Ontology annotation, molecular function: ADP binding. Gene Ontology annotation, biological process: signal transduction; defense response. The coding region runs from base 1 to 3693 and encodes 1230 amino acids. Lineage: Eukaryota; Viridiplantae; Streptophyta; Magnoliopsida; Fagales; Fagaceae.
AUGGCUUCUAUGGACACUGAAAGAGCCUCAUCAUCUUCUUCUUUCACACCUUGUUGGACAUAUGAUGUAUUCCUCAGUUUUAGAGGUGAGGAUACACGCAAUGGUUUUACAGACCAUUUAUAUUUUGCUUUGAAACAAAAAGGCAUUUUUACCUUUAGAGAUGAUGAAAAACUUGAGAGAGGAAAAUCAAUUUCACCAAAGCUCUUGAAAGCAAUUGAAGAAUCCAGAUUUGCUAUUGUCAUUCUCUCAAGAAACUAUGCAUCUUCAAUAUGGUGCCUAGAUGAACUUGCAAAGAUCAUUAAAUGCAUGAAAGAGACUGGAAUGACAAUUCUACCUAUUUUUUAUAAAGUGGAUCCAUCAGAUGUACGAAAGCAGACAGGAACUUUUGCAGAAGCUUUUGUUAAACACAAAAAGGAGAACAAAAAGAAGGUGCAGAAAUGGAGAGCUACUUUGAGAGAAGUGGCUAAUUUCUCAGGGUGGCAUUUGCAGGAUGGGCCAGAAUCAAAAAUUAUCCAAAACAUUGUGGGAGAGCUAUGGCAUAAAUUGACUUAUGCAUACUCAAAAGAUAUCAAAGACCAAGUAGGAAUAAUUUCUCGAGCGGAGAAAUUGAAGUCAUGUUUGACUAUGGGAUUAAAUGAUGUUCGUAUUAUAGGGGUUUGGGGAAUGGGGGGAAUUGGUAAAACAACUCUUGCUAGAGUUGUUUUUCAUAUGGUUUCUAAUAAAUUUGAAGGUUGUUGUUUUCUUGCAAAUGUUAGGGAAGUUUAUGAAAAAGAGGGUUUAGUGCGAUUAAAAGAACAAUUUAUUCUUCAAAUUUUCAAUGAAAGUAUGAGUAUACAAGAUGUUUGUCAUGGAGUUUCAGUGAUCCAGAAUAGGUUACGUCAUAAAAGAAUUCUUCUCGUUCUUGAUGAUGUAAACCAAUUAGACCAAAUAAAUAAGUUAGCUGAGAAGCGUAUUUGGUUUGGUUCAAGUAGUAGAGUUAUCAUAACAACAAGGGAUAGACAUUUACUAGAAAUACUUGAAGUAGAAGAAAUAUUUGACGUUGAAGGAUUGAAUUAUAAUGAAGCUCUUCAUCUUUUGAGUUUGAAAGCUUUUAAAAAAGUCCAUCCUCCCAAGGAUUAUAUAGAGGUAUCCAAAGAUAUUGUGUAUUAUGCUAAUGGUCUUCCUUUAGCGAUUGAGAUUUUGGGUUCUUUUUUGUUCGGUAGAAGUAUUGAUAAAUGGAAAAGUACAUUAAAUAAGCUUAAAGAAUUUCCUAAUAAUGAAAUCCUCAAAGUACUUAAAAUAAGUUUUGAUGGACUUGAUGAGGUAGAGAAGGAAAUAUUCCUACACAUUGCGUGUUUCUUUAAUCAUAAGAUCAAAAAUGAUGUAGUAAAAAUACUAGCUUAUCUUCACCUUUCCCCUAAUGUUGGAAUGGAGGUUCUUGUUGAGAAAUCUCUCAUAAAAGUUCGUGGCAAUAGAUUGUGGAUGCAUGAUUUACUACAACAAAUGGGUAGGGAUAUAGUUUACCAAGAGUGCCCUAAAGAACCUGGAAAGCGUAGCAGACUAUGGUCAUUUCGGGACAUUAACAAUGUACUCACAAAUAAUAAGGGAACAGAGGCAGUUCAAGGCAUAGUAUUAGAAUUUUAUGUACCAGAAAUGGUAGAUUGGAAUCCCGAAGCCUUUGCAAAGCUGCAAUAUCUAAAAUUGCUCAAAAUUUGUGGCGUUCAUCUUACGAAUGAUCUUAAACAUCUUCCCAAUAGCUUAAGAUUUCUUGAUUGGAAAGGGUACCCUUUGAAAUCGUUGCCAUCAAGUUUCCAAUCAAAUGAGCUUGUUGAACUUUGCAUGUGUUGUAGCUACAUUGAACGACUUUGGAAAGGAAAAAAGAGUUUUGAAAUGUUGAAAUUUAUCAAGCUAACAAAAUCUCAAAAACUUAUUGAAACCCCAAACAUCAUUAAAGUCCCAAAUCUUAUGACAUUGGUUCUUGAAGAUUGUAUAAAUUUACGUACGAUUCACCCGUCAAUUGGAAUUCAUAAAAUGCUUACUAUUCUUAAUUUAGAAGGAUGCAAGAACCUCACAAGCCUUCCAAACAAGUUUGAAAUGGAUCGUCUCACGUAUCUUAAUCUUUCCAGAUGCUCAAAAAUAAAACAAAUUCCAGAAUUCGGGAGAAACAUGAAACGUGUACACACACUUCUCUUGGGUGGUACUGCAAUUACAAAACUACCCACAUCAAUUGAGCAUUUGACUAAUCUUGAUUCAUUGAGUUUAUGGGAUUGCAAAAAUCUUGUGUGUUUACCUAGCACCAUUUGUAAUUUGAAGUUGGUUAGAUUAGUCGAUCUUUACGGAUGCUCAAAACUAAAUAGACUGCCAGAGAACCUAGGGAAUGCCGAAAGUGUAGAGCGGUUGUACGUGAGUAGAACUGCUAUAAGAAAGGUCCCUUCUUCCAUUGGUCUCUUAAAGAAUCUUAAAACACUGUCUUUCAAUGAAUGUAAGGGGUUAUCAUCAUCAUCAUCAUCUAAUAAAUUGUGGAAUGAGCUCCUCCCUUUUUAUUCAAUGCCAAGAAGUCCUGAUCCCAUGGAUGUGCUAUUCUCUUCUUUAUUAGGUGCAUGUUCUUUGACCGGCUUGAACUUAAGCAAUUGCAAUCUCAAGGUAAUAUCUGAUGAUAUUGGUUCCUUAUUCUCUUUAGAACUUUUGGAUCUAAGUGGAAAUGAUUUUGUUUGCCUUCCGGAAAGCAUCAUUCAACUUUCGAAUUUGAAAUGGGUGGUGUUGGAUAAUUGCACUAGUCUUCGAUCGUUGCCAAAGCUUCCAUUGAAUAUUGAAUCCAUUUAUGCCGAAGGUUGUGUUUCACUGCAAAUGUUACCAGAUCAAUUAAAAUCAAGAGAUUUAUUGGAACCAUCUCUCUUUCUUCACAAUUGCUUUAAAUUGGCUGACAAUCAAAGCUGCAUAGAUUGGUUUAUCUUAGGGAUAAAAAAGUCCCUUAAGAUCUCUCUCUCUCCCACUGAGAAAUAUGAGAUUGUUAUUCCAGGAAGUGAAAUGCUAGAGUGGUUUAGGCACCAAAGCAUAGGGGCUGAAGUGAAUAUAAAACAACCUUCUCAUUUGUAUAAUGAGUGGAUGGGAAUUGUUGUUUGCAUUGUGUUUUGUUCACAUGAUGUUGAUCACCAAAUCAGUUGCUUAAUUCCCCUGUACUGUUCAUUGACAGCCAAUGGAAAAAGAAUGUCUCCUGCACUAGGCAGUAGCUUAAUUCCUAAGGUUUUACCAGAUCACCUUUGGCUACUCUAUGUAACUCCUCAAUUCUUCGAUGAGAAAUCAAAUAAAUUAUUGUCUGAAAGUGAUGCGAAUGGAUUCACUCAGAUUGGAAUAAAAAUUGAAACAGGAGGUCCAGGUGAGGAGGUUAAAAAAUGCGGGUUUAGUAUGAUAUACAAUAAAGACAUAGAAGAUCUCGACCGAACAAUGGCCCAGCAUAGCAACAGUAGCAUCUCUCCUUAUGAGAGCAUGGCUAUGAUAGUGGAAUGUAACAAAGCCAAACGAAGUUGUGAUGAUUACGAUGGGGCUGGACUUAGUGGAGAAGGAAGCUCUAAUGACUUAUCAAACCCAAAAAGGAUUAAAAGGCACACAGAAACCCAUGGUAACUCUGAUUGUGAGGAGUUAAGUGAGUACAAGGACUGUGAUGAGGAGUUAAGCGAUUGGGACGAAUCUAAUGAAAGUAACCCGGAUGGUUAA